This is a messenger RNA of Puma concolor (puma), 2352 nucleotides long. The record is from RefSeq and is a predicted model, not a curated record. NCBI's taxonomy places the organism in Eukaryota, Metazoa, Chordata, Mammalia, Carnivora, Felidae.
AUGUCCCACUUCUGUCUGACACCCCCAUUUGAGGUGGGAUCCAUGCACGACCCCUGGGCCAGCGAUGAGACACAGGUGAAAGUGCCGGUGCUCGACCCCUGCGUCCACCUCCGGCCUCGCUCACCAGCGGGCGUCAAGACCCCACAGCACGUGCAGCUGGAGGAUCGCGAGGAGGUGAGGAGCACGGGGAAGUCCCGAGCUGAGCCGAAGACCUCGGUCCCCGACGUGUCACGUGCCCCGACCCCGGGCGGACGUCCCGGCCCCCGGAGCCUCGAUUUCCCCGGGCACGUGAGGGACCGUUUCGCGCCCGUCCCUCGGCCCCACUGUGAAGAUGCAGGUCUGAGGCGCCCUGGGCCUCGAGCGCGCUUCACAGCGGGGAAGCUGAGGCUGGGAGUGAGACCGUCAGCCGAGGUCGCCCCGCUCUGGGGCCCCUCGGCCGCCACCCCCUCCCCGGGCCCCGCUCUGUGCACAGGGCCCCACGAUGGCGGCGGCGUGGAUGGCCCCUGCGCGGUCCUGCGGCAGUGCCGGAGUUCCGACAAGUGUUUGGUCAGUGCCUGGAAGGUGAAAGUGAUGCUUCCUUCCGCGGGCGUCCGUCACUCACAGAUCCAGCCCGCCCGGGGACCUGCAGGCUGUCCUCUACCCAAACCAGAGCAGAUCUACCCACUGGAGCGGAGCCCAGAGUUAUGGACACUGCAGAGAGGCCUCUCCUCUAGCAAUUGCCCAGGUGACAGUAUAAAACCUGAGACCACCGAGCCUUCCCCUUCUCACCUUGCCUUGUCUGAGGAAACCUCACCACGGGAGCAAAUGACUUCACGAGCCCCAGGGUACUCCCAGCUUGGGCAAGGCAAGAGUCAGGAUAGGCCAUCAGAAAUGCUGGAAGGCCAGUUGGAACCAGGAACAGACCCCCUGAUGGAAAAGCUCCCUGGAAACACGAAGCCCGAACAUGAUGGUUUAGGGACAGAUGAUAGUCUACACUCAAGGAUUGUACAGGAGCUGAUCCCUGUGGGACAUGUCCUCCAUGAACGUGACUCACGGGGACCACUGAAAGAUCCCUUGAUUCGUGAAGGGAGACGUCCCUAUAAGUGUGCGGAAUGCGGGAAAGUGUUUACCAAGAACUGCUUUCUUGUUCGACAUGAGCAGGUUCACACUGGAGUGAAGCCCUAUGAAUGCACCGAGUGCGGGAAAACUUUUAGCAAGAGCACACACCUCCUCCAGCACCACAUGAUCCACACGGGGGAGAGGCCCUACGAGUGCAUGGAGUGCGGGAAGGCCUUCAACCGCAGGUCGCACCUCACGAGGCACCAGCGGAUUCACACUGGGGAGAAGCCUUAUAAGUGCAGUGAGUGUGGAAAGGCCUUCACCCACCGCUCCAAUUUAGUCUUGCAUAACAGGAGCCACACUGGAGAGAAACCCUUUGUGUGCAAAGAAUGUGGAAAAGCCUUCCGAGAUAAGACAGGUUUCCUUCGACACUACAUCAUCCACACAGGAGAGAAGCCCUUCGAGUGCCUGGAGUGUGGGAAGGCCUUCAACCGCCGCUCACAUCUCACGUGGCACCAGCAGAUUCACAGUGGAGUGAGACCCUUUGAAUGCAACGAAUGUGGGAAAGCCUUUUGCGACAGCACAGACCUCAUUCAGCACUAUGUCAUCCACACGGGGGAGAAGCCCUACAAGUGCCUGGAGUGUGGGAAGGCCUUCUACCGCCGGUCACACCUCAAGCAGCACCAGCGGAGUCACACCGGCGAGAAGCCCUAUGUGUGCACUGAGUGCGGAAAGGCCUUCACCCACUGCUCCACUUUCAUCUUGCACAAAAGGGCCCACACCGGAGAAAAACCCUACGAGUGCAAAGAAUGCGGGAAAGCCUUUAGCAAUCGGUCAGACCUCAUCCGACACUUCAGCAUCCACACUGAGGAGAAGCCCUACGAGUGCAUGGAGUGCGGGAAGGCCUUCAACCGCCGCUCAUACCUCACGAGGCACCAGCGGAUUCACAGUGGAGAGAAGCCCUAUGAGUGCGUGCAGUGUGGCAAAGCCUUUUGCCAGAGGGCAAACCUCAUUCGACACGCCAUCAUCCACACCGGGGAGAAGCCCUAUGAGUGCAGUGAGUGUGGAAAGGCCUUCACCUACUGCUACACUUUCAUCUUGCACAAAAGGGCCCACAUUGGAGAAAAACCUUUUGACGUCAGACACGUGGGAAAGCCUUUUGCAAAUGGACUUCCCUCAGUCAGCACCAGAGAACUCAUACUGAGGAGAAGCCUUUUGAAUGUAAGUCCUGAGGAAACUUUGCCAGAGGAAACCUCCUGCCAAGCAUCUGAAAAAUUAUACCAAAGAGAAACCCCGUAAGUGUCAUCGUUGUGA